This is a messenger RNA of Microbotryum saponariae, 2521 nucleotides long. The record is from the annotation of a GenBank genome assembly. Lineage: Eukaryota; Fungi; Basidiomycota; Microbotryomycetes; Microbotryales; Microbotryaceae.
AUGCCGUCCUACGCCUAUCCGCCACCGAGGCUCGACAAAGAGACCUCGACGACCAUCUCGUCGUUCCUGCGCACCGUCAUCCUCAUCUGCAUCGCCGGCGCCGCAGUCUCUUCUCGAGAGUUUGCCGUCGUUCGGUUCGAGUCCAUCAUCCACGAGUGAGCACUCCAAUUCCUCUGAUAACAAGAUCUUGACUGAGCGCAAAACCCUUUCUCCGCUUUUGCACAGAUUCGACCCAUGGUUCAACUACCGCGCGACCAUGACCCUGACCAAGGAUGGCUUUUACGUGGGUGUCGACAAAGGCAACAGUGAAGCGUUCUCACCGCCCAGAAAGCUGACCAUUGUAUCUGAAAUAUGCGACACAGGAAUUCUGGAAUUGGUUCGAUCCGACGGCUUGGUACCCGCUCGGUCGAGUCGUUGGAGGAACGCUCUACCCCGGCUUGAUGGUCACCUCGGGCCUCAUCUGGAAAGCGCUGCACUCGCUCUCGAUCCCCGUCGACAUCCGAGAAGUCUGUGUACAGCUCGCCCCCAUGUUUUCCGGUCUGACCGCUUUUGCGACCUACCUCUUCGCUCGAGAGGUCGGCAAGGACGGAUCGCGCGAAUCGACCGGUCUCUGGGCCGCGCUCUUCAUCGGUAUCGCGCCCGGUUACAUCUCGCGUUCGGUCGCGGGUAGUUACGACAACGAGGCCAUCGCCAUCUUCAUCCUCAUGUUCACCUUUUACCUCUGGAUCAAGACCGUCAAGACCGGCUCCAUCACCUGGGCCGCCGUGACGGCACUCUUCUACUACUACAUGGUCGCUGCGUGGGGUGGAUACGCCUUUAUCACCAACAUGCUGCCCUUGCACGUCUUUGUGCUAUUGCUUAUGGGACGCUACACCUCGCGCCUCUACGUCGCCUACUCGACGUUCUACGCGAUUGGCACCUUGUCGUCGAUGACGGUUCCCUUUGUCGGCUUCUUGCCCUUGCUCACGUCCGAGCACAUGGCCCCGCUCGGCGUCUUUGGUCUGCUCCAGCUCAUCGCUUUCGUGCAGCUCGUACGAUCGCACGUGCCCGAGGCCCAGUUCAAAGUUUUGUUCCGCGCCGCGCUCGGUGUCGGCUUGACGAUGAUCUUUGGUGGCUUGUGGUUCAUGACCCGCUCGGGCAAGAUUCAACCUUGGACCGGUCGUUUCUACUCGCUCUGGGACACGGGCUACGCUCGCAUCCACUUGCCGUUGGUCUCUUCCGUCUCGGAACAUCAACCGACCGCAUGGCCUUCAUUCUUCUUCGACCUCAACUUCCUCAUCUACCUCUUCCCCGCGGGUGUCUUUAUCUGCUUCCGCGAGCUGAGGGAUGAGCACGUUUUCGUCAUCAUUUACUCGUUCCUCGCGUCUUAUUUCGCCGGCGUCAUGGUUCGUCUCAUGUUGACCUUGACGCCCGUCGUUUGCGUCACGGCUGCCAUGGCGAUCUCGUCCGUUUUCGAAACCUACCUCGACCCCGUCCAACCCGAUACGACCGAAGACACCGUCGCUGCUAUGACUGAAGAAGACGGUACGAAGGUCACGAAAGACGCCAAGACGACGACGACGAAACGAUCGAACCGCAAGUUGUCAUCGACCAAAGCCGGUGUUUGGGGUCUAGACGUUCGAGCGAUGCCGAUUAUCGCCUUCACCUUUUUGGCGAGCUUGUUCGUACUGCACUGCACCUGGGUCACUUCGACGGCUUAUUCUUCCCCCUCCGUCGUCUUGUCGAGUCGAAACGCCGAUGGAUCGAACAACAUCAUCGAUGAUUUCCGAGAGGCUUAUUACUGGCUUCGACAAAACACCAAGGAGGAUGCCAAGAUCAUGUCCUGGUGGGAUUACGGUUACCAAAUCGCCGGAUUUUCGAACCGUACGACCUUGGUCGAUAACAACACCUGGAACAAUACCCACAUCGCUACGGUGGGUAAGAUGAUGUCCUUGAACGAAGAAGCGGCUUACCCUUUAUUGAGACAACACGACGUCGAUUACGUGCUCGUCAUCUUUGGUGGUUUGCUCGGUUUCGGAGGUGAUGAUAUUAACAAGUUCUUGUGGAUGGUCAGGAUCUCGGAAGGGAUUUGGCCGCAGGAGAUCAACGAACAAAAGUACUUUACCAGUCGAGGGGAGUACAAGGUCGAUGCGGAUGCGAGCGAAGUGAUGAAGAAUAGCUUGAUGUACAAGAUGUCUUACUACCGGUAAGUAGCGCACACCUAUUGCCUGGGCGGCCGGGCGGGGGACAGGAACGAAACUGAUCAAAUUGCGCUUCCUGGUUGCCCUCCAGCUUCGCCGAAGUCUUCGGAGGCGGUCAAGCCCACGAUCGUGUUCGAGGUCAAGUGAUUCCCAACACCCCUAUCCAACUCGACACAUUGGAAGAAGCCUUCACCUCGGAGAAUUGGAUCGUGAGGAUCUACGCCGUCAAGAAGGAGGAUUCAUUGGGGAGGGACCUCAAGUCGGCGAAUGCUUUUGCGGGGGGUAAGAGGAAGAAGAGGGUCAAGCCGGCGAAGAAGAAUACGUUGAGGAGGGGCACGUAA